AUGGUAAAUGAAUUUUCUGCAACUUAUAAUAAUUUUUAUACUCAUCGGCAAAGCGGUUGGAGUGACGAGAAUGUGUUGGAGAAUGCACUGAAUAUGUGGAAAGCCAACAACAAUAACAAGGAUUUUAAAUAUAUGCAUGUGUGGAGGGUUCUCAAAGACUACGAGAAAUAUAUUCCACAAUCAGUUGCUCGUUACUCUAACAAGAAGACAAGGACAUCUGAGUCAGGAGGAAACACUUCAACAUCAAAUCCAGAUACAAGUGUUGAUUUAGAUGACUCUAAAGUCUGCAUUCGUCCGAUAGGACAAAAGGCAGCGAAGAGGAAGGGCAAAUCUAAAGCCAGAGAGGACGAUAUAAUGGAACAUAACAUCGACAAAGAAUGGCAAGAUAUUAAAGAAUAUCAAAUACAAAAAAUGGCUCUGCGAGAAGCCGAGAUCUUUCAUAAGGAUUAUGAAAUUCUUAUGAAGGAUAUCAAUGAGAUGACACCAGGACAACUUUAUUUACAUGAGAAAAUGGUGGAAAAAAUUAAACAGAGACAUGGCCUAGUGUAA
This is a messenger RNA of Zingiber officinale, 549 nucleotides long. RefSeq lists its product as uncharacterized. Lineage: Eukaryota; Viridiplantae; Streptophyta; Magnoliopsida; Zingiberales; Zingiberaceae. The record is from RefSeq and is a predicted model, not a curated record. The transcript has a single exon. Bases 1 to 549 code for a protein of 182 amino acids.